Portunus trituberculatus (swimming crab) is the source of this 2319-nucleotide messenger RNA. Its product is annotated as laccase-1-like. The record is from RefSeq and is a predicted model, not a curated record. Gene Ontology annotation, cellular component: plasma membrane. Gene Ontology annotation, molecular function: oxidoreductase activity; copper ion binding. NCBI's taxonomy places the organism in Eukaryota, Metazoa, Arthropoda, Malacostraca, Decapoda, Portunidae. Gene Ontology annotation, biological process: iron ion transport.
CGAAGUAUGGCUCUCCACAAGAUGGCUCUGGUCACACACACCAUGCUCAGACACCACUACCUCCCCCUCCUUCUCCUCACACUCCACACAGCCUUAGCCGCCACGCCCUGGACACUGCAGGACACCCAGGCCACUUUGCAGGAUUUCAAGCACCCCUGUGUGAGGACAUGCACCCCCGGGGACAAGAGGGAGUGUCAUUAUUCCUUCACUGUGGAGUGGUACAGAAGUCUUGGCCCGGAGUGUGGUGAGUGUCCCCUGAACCACACACACUGCGCAAACCACCAGUGUGUGUUUACUGACGGUGUGCGCAGACCCUUGGUGACCGUCAACAGGAGGCUGCCUGGACCCGCCAUACACGUCUGCCAGUGGGACGAGGUGGUGGUAGAUGUGGAAAACGACCUCCACCUUGACGCCACCUCGAUCCACUGGCACGGCAUCCACCAGCGAGGCACUCCCUACAUGGACGGGGUGCCAUUUCUAACGCAGUGUCCCAUACAGCCUGGCACCACCUUCAGGUAUCGCUUUGUGGUAGAUGAACCUGGCACUCAUUACUGGCACUCACACUCAGGAUUUCAGAGGACAGAUGGCAUGUUUGGCGCCCUCGUGGUCCAUCAGGUGCCAUCCAGUGACCCCACGAGGCUAUACGACACUGAUGACCCAAGACACACCCUGGUUCUCACUGAUUGGCUAAACGGAUUAAGUUUUCAUAAAUUCAUCAACUUAAAUUCUGCUGAGGACGAGGACAAGCCCCACACUCUGCUAAUCAACGGGAAAGGAAGAUUUGUGUCACGCAGAAGGAGUGAAGAUGCUGAGACGCCCUUGCAUGAAGUCACGGUGGAACAAGGCAAGAGACACCGGUUCAGAACACUCAGUAACAGCAUUAGAAACUGUCCCAUGGUGAUCUCCGUAGACAGCCACACCCUGCUUGUCAUUGCCACGGACGGCCACCCCAUAGAACCCAUAGAAGUGGACUCGCUCACAAUAUACGGCGGGGAGCGUUGGGACUUCAUUGUGACAGCCAAUCAGGAGAAGGGAGUGUACUGGGUCAAGUUUCAAGGUCUGAUGCACUGCGGGACACGCCACAAGUCAGCCUACCAGUUGGCAGUGCUGCGGUACAAGGGGUCUGAGGGCGUGCCGGUCACCAGGACACCCACCACCUACCACUCCACCAUACGGAAGGGCUUUCAAUUGAACACCCUGGACGAGGCCCCGGGGAAUGACACCUUUCUGACCGCAGCCGAGAUAAGGUCAGUCACGCCAGCCAAGGAGGACAUCAUCGGCACUCCUGACUUCACCUUCUGGCUCAGUUUUAACUUCUACGCCACCAAAAAGGCUCCUCACGUAAUGGUGCAUAUCAACGGCAUAUCCUUCAAGCUGCCCUCCUCCCCCCCUCUCCACCAUGCCAAUGUUGACACCAGCGCCUUCUGCAAUGACACCGCCAGGAUAAAUUGUGACGAGGGGUUCUGCCGAUGCCCUCACGUCCUUUCUGUGCCACAAGACAGCCUGGUGGAGGUCAUACUUGUUGAUGAAAGCUUCGUGAACCACCCUUUCCACCUGCACGGUCACUCCUUCUACGUGGUGGGCAUGGGGCAGCUGGGAGAAGGCAUUAGUAAAGCCAAGGUUCAAGAGCUCGAUGCUUCAGGUUUGGUGUCUCGGAACUUCGAACGAGCGCCUCUCAAGGAUACAGUCACGGUGCCGAGAGGAGGGUACACCAUCAUCCGCUUUGUGGCAUCUAAUCCUGGUUACUGGCUGUUCCACUGCCACCUGACCUUCCACGUGGAGAUGGGCAUGGCUUUGGUCUUCCACGUAGCUGGCAACCACACAGCACCACCACCACCUGACCUUCCGCGCUGUGGCCUCUCUGCUGUGUGAAGAAAGAUGGUGCUGUGAUGUGCUGUUCAUUAACUCUAUUUCAUUUUCCUAAAGGUGUUUUGAAAUUGGGGUGUACAGUAAUGGCACAGCAAAGUAGACACAGCACACAGCACUCUAGACGGUACACUGGGCUACACUACAUGGCAACACAGCACUAGGACAUAUUAAUGAUAAGCCACAACAACACAGCAUAGAUCACAGCAACACCACACCACAAGUCACAGCCACAGCUACACCAGAUCACAGCAACACCACACUACAACACAGCAACACUAAGUCACAGCCACAGCAACACAGCAAAAUUAGAUCACAGCAACACUAAACACCAAAUCAAAGCCACAGCACCACUACACCACAACACAGCACCCCCAGACCACACCACAGCAACACAGCACCACCAUACCACAGCACCACAGCAAAAUUAGAUAAUAAAUGUCUCCUUCACAU